CGGAAGCUUUCAUUAAGUACGCAUACGUUGUGGCCCUUGCGGUAGCAGCGGUGUUUCUGCAAUACCUUUUCAAGCCACUCUUUGAUCCCUUGCGAUCCAUCCCAGGACCAUUUCUGGCCCGAUACACUCGGCUAUGGCAACUGAGAAUGUUCAACCGGGGCGACAUACACCGAAGUACGAUUGACCUUCACCGACGUCAUGGCAGCGUCGUAAGGAUCGGACCCAAUCAAUACAGCUUCGUCGACCCCGAGGCUGCUAAGGCUAUCUACGCCAUAAGCACAAACUUCAAGAAGUCAACGUUCUACUUUCCGUGGGGAGACCCGACCGCUGAGCAGCAGAACAUAUUUCAGGUCCAGGACGUGAAGAAGCAUCAAGAAGAUCGACGCAAGAUGGCCCCCAUGUUUUCUCUUACAUCGCUUCUCUCCUAUGAGCCGUACGUUGAUUCCAGCAAUGAGGUCUUGUGCAGACGGCUUCGAGGCUUUGCAGAACGAGAUCAAACAUUUGACCUCAUGCGUUGGAUGCAGUAUUACGCUUUCGAUGUGAUUGGCGAGAUAACCUUCGGUAGGACCUUUGGUAUGAUGAACCGAGGUGCCGAUGUCGCGGGAACACUUGAGACCAUCCACAUGGCUGCUGUGAUACCAGCUCAUUUAGGAAUUAUCCCAGAGCUUACAGGAGCAUUUCAUUAUAUUACCGCCCUCCUCACAAAGGAACAUCCUUUCACGAGUCUAAACAGGUAUUGUGAAGGUGCUACAGAAGCGAGAAAAGCUGGAAAGGCCCCAAGCGAUCGAGAGGACUUUCUGGCCAAGGCUCUAAAAUUGGUUGAUGCAGGCAAGAUGGACGAGAGACUUGCCCAUGUCACCCUGCUUGGAAAUAUCCUUGCGGGCUCUGACACGACUGGUGUCACACUCUCGGCUAUUCUAUAUUAUCUGAUUCGCAAUCCACCUAGUAUGCGAAAACUUCAGCAGGAGCUUGACGAGGCCGCACAAAGCGGUAAAUUGUCGCAACCGGGUACAUUCAGCGAGGCGAGCAAGUUGCCAUAUUUGCAAGCUGUCAUCAAAGAGGGUCUGCGUAUACAUCCGGCGGUUGGCAUGCAAAUGCCACGAGUCAUUCCAGCUGGAGGGAAGGAGCUAGCAGGCCAUUUUUUCGCAGCCAACACUAUCGUCGGCGUCAACGCCUGGGCACUCCAUCGAAACGCCGAUAUUUUCGGUUCAGAUGUGGACGAGUUCCGCCCUGAGCGUUGGUUAGGACUCCGCGAAGACGUCGCCAGAAUGGAGCAAUUCCUGUACUCGUUUGGGAGUGGAUCGCGCUCAUGCCUUGGUAAGCAUGUGAGUCUAUUGGAAAUCAACAAAAUUAUUCCACGGCUUCUCCGUGAGUUUCAAUUCGCUGGGAGGGGCGACAGCGUGUGGACAACCCACAAUCACUGGUUCGUCAAACCUUCGUACCAAUGUCGCGUGAGCGUUCGGAAUCUUUCUGAGUCACGUGCUACUUAGAGUUCUAGCUAUAGGACAUUGGCAGCUAAGACCUAGA
Molecule: messenger RNA, 1527 nt
Organism: Dissoconium aciculare CBS 342.82
Lineage: Eukaryota; Fungi; Ascomycota; Dothideomycetes; Mycosphaerellales; Dissoconiaceae
Product: putative P450 monooxygenase
Exons: 4
Coding region: 147-1490 (447 amino acids)
Molecular function (GO): iron ion binding; oxidoreductase activity, acting on paired donors, with incorporation or reduction of molecular oxygen; heme binding
Source: RefSeq, a predicted model, not a curated record